AUGCUCACACCACAAUCAACUUCAGGCAACACGGCCAUUGAGAGUGCCAGUGCCGACAAGGACGUCGCGACCUUGAAGCAAGUCCAGGCCAAACAGAAGCAGGUGGAAGCACUCCAACAGAUCUUUCAAGAGAUCGAUCGCGACCAGGAGAACGAAGUCAGCUUCGAGGAUGUGAAGACCGCCAUCGCCAGCGGCGAGCUGGCGGAUUUCUUGGAGUCGAUCGGUAUUUCCACGAACGACGUUUGGACCGGUGGACGGUUGGGGUGGGCACAGUGCCUCCGGACUUCUCGUACCUUGAGUCCUUCGGACACGACCUUUAAAAGGUACGAGCGGGACGCGACCUGCGGGGUGGGUGUUUUUCCCGUGUUUUGUGUGUGUGUGAUGGUUUUUUAA
This is a messenger RNA of Durusdinium trenchii, 393 nucleotides long. The record is from the annotation of a GenBank genome assembly. NCBI's taxonomy places the organism in Eukaryota, Dinophyceae, Suessiales, Symbiodiniaceae.